Molecule: messenger RNA, 2369 nt
Organism: Lathyrus oleraceus (garden pea)
Lineage: Eukaryota; Viridiplantae; Streptophyta; Magnoliopsida; Fabales; Fabaceae
Product: homeobox-leucine zipper protein HDG11
Exons: 10
Coding region: 45-2135 (696 amino acids)
Molecular function (GO): DNA binding; lipid binding
Source: RefSeq, a predicted model, not a curated record
GAAACAUAUUUUAAUAUUUAUGUGUUUGUAUUUUAGGAUCUAGCAUGUCACAAAUGAAUCACUUUGAAAGAGGCGUUGGUAGAUCUAAUGAAGAAGACACUGAUAACUCAAAUGAUGGAAAUCAACCAUCCUACGCCCGUUUCACGACUCAUCAAACAUCGAUACUUGAAAAAUUCUUAGAAGAGGAUAGUCAUCCAAAUGAGGCCCAACGAAAUCAAUUAGCUAGGGAGACUGGACUUGAGCCCAUACAAGUAAAAUAUUGGUUCCAAAAUAGAAGAACUCUAAUAAAGAAUCAAAACAAGAGAGCAAGUAAUAAUGCUCUUCGUGCUGAGAAUGAUAAUCUUCUUCAAGAAAAUCUUAAAAUAAAAGAGGCAUUAAAUGGCAUAGCUUGCACAACUUGUGGGGGUCCUCCAUUUCCUUAUAAAGAGCAUGAACUUUACAUGCAAAAGAUGGGAGAACAAAACAACCGAAUUAAAGACGAGGUUGACAAAAUGUGGAUCCUUAUAACAAGGUACGCAAGGAAUGAGAUAUCAUUACAUGAGUUUGAAGAAUCUGUUGCUCAAACAAAAGCAUUUGCUAGAAACUUAGAAGUUGAAAUUCCACCAAGACAAGAAAUUGGUGGAAGUUCAAGUCAUAAUCACAAUCAUGGUAGGCUAGUGAAUGAGCCAGAACCAAUUUGUAACGUGGAAAAAUCAAUAAUAUCUCAAAUUGCAACUAUUGCAAUGAAUGAAUUAGUUAUACUUUUGCGUGUGAAAGAACCUUUUUGGAUGAAUUCUUCUAGUGUGGAAGAAGAGAAAUUAACUCUUUCUUAUGAACAUUAUGAUCAAGCUUUCCCAAAACAAAAUCACUUCAAUGGUGACAAUGUAGUUAAGGAAUCAUCAAAGUAUACAGCAAUUGUCAACAUUCCUAUCACAGAAUUGAUUGAUAUGUUUAUAGAUAAGGAGAAAUGGACAAUUAUAUUUCCAACACUUGUUUCAAAAUCUGAAAUAGUUAAAGUGUUUGAAAAUGGAUCAAUCGAAAAUCGAGAUGGAGCAUUGCAAUUGAUGCAUGAAGAAAUGCACAUUCUGUCACCUCUUGUGCAAACCCGUGAAUUUAACGUCAUUCGCUAUUGUAAGCAAGUUGAUGUUGACGUAUGGGUAAUAACUGAUGUGUCGUAUGAUUCCUCUCGAUCAACAAUCACCCCUCUUGCUCGCUCUUGGAAACAUCCAUCUGGAUGCUUGAUUAACAAGAUAUCUACAAAUUCUUGCAUGGUUACUUGGAUCGAAAACGUUGAAGUGGAUGAUAAGAUUCAUACACACAAUCUAUAUAGAAAUCUUAUUGAUACAUAUGAUUUAUACGGAGCAAAAAGUUGGGUUAAGGAGCUUCAAAGAAUGAGUGAGAAGGCUGCUACUUUCUAUGAUCCAAUUAUACAUGAUCAAGAAUCGGCAGGAGUUAUCCAAACAUCCGACGGAAGGAUGAGUGUGAUGAAGCUUGCUCAACGAAUGGUGAAGAUGUAUUUUGAAUGUUUGGCCAUGCCAAAUAAAUUGGAAUUUCAUAAUUUUAUUGAAAACAACAUUGGAGGCAUAAAAAUAGCUACCAACAAAAAUACAAACGAAGGAAAGCCUAAUGGAUUGAUUGUUCGUGCUACUGCCACACUUAUCAUUCCUCUAUCACCUAAUAAAGUUUUUGAGUUCCUAAUGGACCAUACUAAAAGAAAUCAGUGGGAUGUUCUUGCCUAUGGGAAUCCAGUGCAAGAGAUUGGACAUAUCUCUCAUGGACAUCCAACAAAUUUUAUAUCUAUUAUCAAGCCUUCGAUACCGGGUAUUGAUAACCAACUCAUGAUUCUUCAAGAAAGCUUUGUAUCACAUGUGGGAUCUUAUGUUAUCUAUGCUCCAAUAGAUUCUACAUCUUUAAAUUUUGCCAUUAAUGGUGGAAACCCAAGAGGAAUUCAUAUUCUUUCUUCUGGUUUUGGUGUGUGUUCAAGUAAAAAAGAAGAUGAGAGUUCAAAAGAUGAAUCUUUGUUGACUCUAGCUUGUCAAACUUUGGCAAGUGGUUUAGAUGGACCUAUGAUGUUGACUACACAAGCUGUAUCAGAUGUCAACAACCUUUUGACCACUACACUUGUUAAAGUCAAGGAUGCACUUAUGGGGAUUUAAAAAUUUAGAAUAGUAGUUUCUUAUUUAGAGAGUCAAUAAAUUUAUUAUAGAUAUGUAUAAUGUAUUUUGACAUGAUUGGUUUCUCUCGGAUAGAAUCGGUUUUCAUUUUAGGUUUUUGAGAAAGAUUAUGAACAUGUUUCUUGUACUCUUUUUUGAGUGCAUGGUUGAUUUAAUUUUUGGAGGAGUCAAAAUUGAUUUUAGAAGGUAUGCUAUUGUCAAGAAUUAAAACACUUU